CUCAAUAUAAGGACAUUUCAUGUCCUGUUGGUCUUUGGCUAAUCAUUUCAAGAACUAAUUUGAACUACAAGUGCCGCACAACUAAAGAGUUCUGAUGUCUUUUUAUUGAACUGUUGAGAACGCACAACACCAGCAGUUUCGAGUUGGUCCUCUCAUGGUGGAAAAGCUUACUAACUUUAUACUGCUACCAGUGGAGGCCUAGCCUAUAACCAACUCUUUCACAUCCACCAGUAAAACCAGAUCACCAUCUUCCACUGCUCCCACUAGAGCUACUGGUGCAUUUGGAUCUGUACUGUGGACCAGUGAGUGUUUGGCGGGUAAAUUCUUUGGACUGAAUCGGAGAUGGGAGGAGGCUUGGAGGGGGGCAACCGCGGCCCGAGCUACACAGUGACUUGCGAGGACUACGUGCACGUGGUGGAGUUCAGUCCCUUUGAGUCGGGAUCGGCUGGCUCGCUGCUUGCCUACGGGGGAAACUUGUUUGUGGUAGUGGCAGUGUGUCGCUUCCAGGAGGAGGACUUGGAGGUGGAGGGCCUGGAGUUUGACACCCUGCGCGUGUUCCAUCACGGGGUACGCAUCGACACUCUGGCCUGGAGCCCUGAGUCACGUCUGGACAAAUUGCCCCAGGUCAUCAGAUUUUGCACUGCAGCUGCUGACAGUAAACUGAGACUGCUAACUUCUGACCUGAAGGACAGCCAUGAAGUAAAGGAAAUAGAGGGCCAUACCAGCUACAUCAAUCAUUUGGUUUUUGAGCCCACUGAAGGCAAGCAGAUUGCAUCAGUCAGCGAUGAUCACACUUGCAGGGUUUGGGAUCUGGAUGGCAAUGAGACUGCACUAUUCAAACUUCGCUCGCCUGGCAUGAGUGUGUGCUGGCACCCGGCCGAAGUGCUAAAGUUGAUGGUGGCGGAGAAGAAGGGCACUAUCCGUUUCUACGACCUGGUGUCCCAGCAGGCCAUCCUGUCUCUGGACUGUGGGCAGAUCCCGCUCAUGUCGGCCGACUGGUGCCUUGCCAAUUCCAUCAAGGUUGGAGCCGUCGUGGGCACAGACUGGGUCAUAUGGGACGUCACCCGCUCUAGUUACCCCCAGAGGAAGAAGCCGUGCCAUGUAGACCGCGCUCGGCUCUUCAGGUGGUCGAGGGCCAAUGAGAAUCUUUUCUCCACCACUGGGUGCCCUGGGAAGAUUAGUAGCCAGCUGCUGGUCCACCACCUCAGCCAUCCACAGCCUGUGAUGAUUGGUUCAUCCACUGUUGGGGGCGGGCUCAGCUGGCACCGCAGCCUACCACUAUGUGUGACAGGUGGCGACAGGAAGUUGUCGUUCUGGAUGACUGAAAUGUGACCAAUAACAAACUGGAAGUUACAAGAAGACCUGGUGAUUUCAAAACAACUAACUGCACUACGAAUUGAUAAAGAUAGUCUAUUUUGAUAAGCACUCUCUGUUUUUGUGUCUUU
Molecule: messenger RNA, 1445 nt
Organism: Alosa alosa (allis shad)
Lineage: Eukaryota; Metazoa; Chordata; Actinopteri; Clupeiformes; Clupeidae
Gene: nup37
Product: nucleoporin 37
Exons: 10
Coding region: 343-1332 (329 amino acids)
Cellular component (GO): nuclear pore outer ring
Molecular function (GO): protein binding
Source: RefSeq, a predicted model, not a curated record